Molecule: messenger RNA, 1509 nt
Organism: Closterium sp. NIES-65
Lineage: Eukaryota; Viridiplantae; Streptophyta; Zygnematophyceae; Desmidiales; Closteriaceae
Source: the annotation of a GenBank genome assembly
AUGCCCCGCUGCUCCUCUCUUCCAUUGUGUGUGCACUCUCUUUCCCCUCCGCGCCAUUCGCAUUUUGUCCCCAUCAUCUCCUCCUGUGCAUAUACUAUCACAUACACCGCUGCUCCUCUCCUCCCUUGCGCCUUCUCCUCUUUUUCCGUGAGCCCUCCCUCUCAUUCCCCUCUCAUUCUCUCAUUCCGUGCGCCAUCCUUCUCAUUCCCCUCUCAUUCCCCCCUCAAACUCUCAUUCCGUGCGCCUUCACUCUCAUUCCCCUCUCAUUCUCUCAUUCCGUGUGCCUUCACUCUCAUUCCCCUCUCAUUCUCUCAUUCCGUGCACCUUCACUCUCAUUCCCCUCUCAUUCUCUCAUUCCGUGCGCCUUCACUCUCAUUCCCCUCUCAUUCUCUCAUUCCGUGCGCCUUCACUCUCAUUCCCCUCUCAUUCUCUCAUUCCGUGCGCCUUCCCUCUCAUUCCCCUCUCAUUCCCCUCUCAUUCUCUCAUUCCGUGCGCCUUCACUCUCCUUCCCCUCUCAUUCUCUCUUUCCGUGUGCCUUCGCUCUCAUUCCCCUCUCAGUCUCUCAUUCCGUGCGCCAUCCCUCUCAGUCUCUCUUUCCGUGCACCUUCGCUCUCAUUCCCCUCUCAUUCUCUCAUUCCGUGCGCCAUCCCUCUCAUUCCCCUCUCAUUCUCUCAUUCCGUGCGUCAUCCCUCUCAUUCCCCUCUCAUUCUCUCAUUCCGUGCGCCUUCACUCUCCUUCCCCUCUCAUUCUCUCUUAGGGUGUGCCUUCCCUCUCAUUCCCCUCUCAACCUCUCAUUCCGUGCGCCUUCACUCUCCUUCCCCUCCCAUUCUCUCAUUCCUUGCGCCUUCACUCGCAUUCCCCUCUAAUCCUCUUCUCACGUGCGCGUUCUCUCGUCCCCCUCUGGUUCACUCCUCACUUUGUCCCAUUCCCCUCUGCUCCGCUCCUCCCGUGCGCAUGCUCCCUCUUUCCCCUCUGCGCCUAUCCGCCCAUGCGCAAUUUGUCUUUUUCCCCUCUGCUCCUCUACCCCCUUUGCGCCUUCUCGCUCGCUCCCCUCUGAGUCUCUUCUCCAGUGCGCCCUCUCUCUCUUCCCUCUGUUUCUCUUCUAGUGUGCACUCUUUCUCUUGUUCCCGUUUUGCACCUUCUCUCUCCCGUACGCUCGUCCUCGCUAUGCUCCACACUAGUGAUACUUCCUCAUCCUCUGAUUCAGUAGAUAGCGUGCUGCCCUUUGAACAAGAUGACGAUGCGUCUAGUAACGCUGCUGUAUCUGGUGCUGAUGAUGAUGGUGGGGAGGGAGCUCAAGCAGGUGUUGCACUGGCGGAAGAGGAAGAUGCCCCUCAGUUUAACCUCAAGGAUGCUCUUGCGCACUGGAUCCUCUCCAACCGACUCUCUAUAAGUCAGAUUAACGCUCUGUUGGAAAUCCUGCGCAAGACCAUUCUUGAAAUACAAGAUUGGAAGUCCUACCGAGACGUGCAGGCGUACGCCAAGUCUAGGGCGACGGAUGGCCACUGA